Molecule: messenger RNA, 1888 nt
Organism: Erpetoichthys calabaricus (reedfish)
Lineage: Eukaryota; Metazoa; Chordata; Cladistia; Polypteriformes; Polypteridae
Gene: gpatch4
Product: G patch domain containing 4
Exons: 8
Coding region: 109-1404 (431 amino acids)
Biological process (GO): regulation of ribosome biogenesis
Cellular component (GO): nucleolus
Molecular function (GO): nucleic acid binding
Source: RefSeq, a predicted model, not a curated record
GCGACGGGGAGCCGGCUCGUGAACACGUGCUUCAUUGCUGACUGGCGAGAUAUGGCGGAUGAUUAAACUUUGUUUUGGGACCGGCGACUUUGACAGUGAUAACCAGGCAUGGCUGGCCCAGAACACGUCAAAAGCAAAGGACUGAAGUUUGCUGAGGAGCAAUUACUAAAGCAUGGCUGGGUACAUGGCAAAGGCCUGGGCAAAAAGGAAGAUGGAAUGUCAGAAGCAAUCAAAGUGAAAGUAAAAUGUGACAAAUUUGGGGUUGGACAUCGACAAGAAGAGCAGUUUACUUUCCACUGGUGGGAUCAUGUAUUCAAUAAGGCUUCCUCCAAUCUCUCUGUUGAAUCCAGCAAGGAUGGAGUGGCACUGAAAAAGGUAGGAGAAGAAGCGCAACUGAUCUCUAACAAGAAACCACAAAAGGCAGAGCAGAGCAGAACUAAGCUAUAUGGAAAGUUCCUCAAGUCCGCAACACUCUUGUCAGGUGCAGAACAGCCAGAAGAGAAGAAAGGAUCUGAAUCUGAUGACAGCAGCAGCAGCGGUGACGAUGAUGACAACAACUUGAUCCUGUCCUCCACCACAAAAUUAACAGAUAACGAGCUCAUGAAGGCGUGUGGUGGUCGAACAGCACACAAGGGAGCACGUCAUGGCCUAAAUAUGGGUGCCAAGCUGGCAAGAUUAGAUGAACAAGAGAAAGAGUUUUUGGCAAAGUAUGGAAAGAACAACCCCAGUUUUGUUGCAUCAGCAACUAAUGGAGAAAGUACUCCAGAAGAAACAGAACUGAAAACAAAAAAGAAAAGUAAGAAAAAGAGAAAUCUCAACAGGGAUAUGGAAAGUUUUGAGGAGUCACAAAACAUUGUCAGCCCUCUUGAAGAAAUUAAUCCAGUAAAGACUCGUGCAGACAGAGAUCAUGAAUUGGAAGCCAUGCAGUCGGACAUGGUGCUACAGGAUCAGCUUUUUGAAAAGAAGAGAAAGCGAAAUAAGAAAAGGAAAAAUGACACAGACAUGUUAACUUUGGAAGAGUCUGAAAGUGCCAACUACCUUGAAGAAGCCAAGAAAAUCAAAAAUUUUGAAGUUGGAUUAAAUGGAGUUAUUGAAGGCAAUGAACAGAGUAUUGAAGGAGCUGUGCAAUUGACCGCCAAGGACCCAGAUAGAAAAAAGCGAAGGAAAAAGCAGCACCAUAAUGGAAAUGACAUUGUAACACUUGAAGAACCAGAAAGUGCUCCCUACCCUGAGAUGGAGGCGCAGGAAAAUCAAGAAUGUUGGGCUUCUAAAAAAUCCAAAAAGAAGAAGCAGCAACUAGGUGAUGUUCUUCUAGUAAAAGUCAUUCCUGAUAUUGCCAGUGAAACAAAAAAGGCAAAAAAAAAGAAAAAUAAGAAAUACAAGUUGAAAGAAAACCCUUUUUAAAAAGCAAAAGUUUUUAUUUUUUGAACAUGAAGAAUAAUGAUGUUAUGGCAUAAAUUGUUUUCAUAGACCCAAGGACUGAUCUUUAAAAGGUGUUCCUCUGCCACGUAAAACUCCAAGGUGCCUGCCCAGUGAGCACUUGUAACAUGGAGAAGACGUGGCCAUUGGAUGGUCUUUGUAAACAAGAUGCCUUUUCUUAUCUCUUCAUUGGUUGACAAGGCCAGUGAUUACUAGAAAGACUGCUUGGCCUGCACCCAGAGUUCUAUAUGAAGAGAAGUUACUUAUUUAUUGUUGUCCUUGUCAUUUAAGCACAAUGCAUGAGAAAUGAGUUUGAGAGGAAAUCUCUCCUAAAUUAUUCUGCAGAGCUCUUAAUCAGCAGGGAAAAGAGGGUUGAUGUUUUUAAAUAUUACAUAGAAAGUAUGACCUGCAUCAAAGACCCUGUGAAGCUGUUUUCUCUGGACAAGCACUGCUUCUAUGAUGUGCACAA